AUGUCAACUCAGCGCAGUACAGGCGCAGAGCGUGCUGUGGAAGCUCUGAGAUCUGUUCUCUCAUCUGGGGGUGCUACAGUGAAUGGCCAAGUGGUCCAAGACGAAGAAGGCUUAUUCAACGUAAUUGACAGCGAUGGUCGGGGCAUGUUGGAGCGAGAGCAAGUACUCACCGGCUUGAUGCAACUCGGCUUGGGACUGGAUGAUGAGUUGAGACAGCUUGUCUCAUCAAUGGAGGUGAAUGCGGACCAGUGUGUUGAAGUUGCUGCCUUCGUGCGAGCCGUGAAGCCUGCGGCACAAAGAGCAGCUAGCCUGCUGUUCCAGCACCCGCGCAAGGACGAGCUACGGGCCGUGGUGGUGGCUGUAAACGAGAAGCUCAAGCAAGGCAUCACAAUCUCGGGCUCCAAGGUCAAGGACGUCAACGGCUUCUUCAAGGCGCUGGAUGUGGACAACACGCGCUCUCUCACAAAGGCAGAGAUCUCCAAGGGGUUCAAGAGAUUAAAGAUCUCAAUUUCUGAGAAGUUGCUAGAAGAUCUGGUGAAUGCUGGUGACGUGGACCGAAGCAGGAGAACAGAAUCAAAGGAAUUCGUACGGUUGUUGGAUCCAGCCUCAUGGACAGACCCGGAUGGAGGUCCGGAGGAAGAGCGUGCGCAAAGUGAAAAGGUCCUAAAAGAAGUUACCGGGAAGAUCAAAUUCACGUUAAAAGCCGGAGGACGCACACUGUACGGCAAACGGGUCACAGAUGCUCGGACUUUCUACGAGGCAGUGGACAGAGACGGUAGUGGUGCCCUCGAGAAGGACGAAUUGUUCCAGGGAUUGCAACGUCUCGGUGUGACAGUUCCGGAGUAUCAGAUCGUGGUGCUCAUCAAUGCGCUGGAUGGCAACAAGAGCGGCCUGAUCGAGCUGCCUGAGCUGGUCCUGCUCUUCGAACCCACUGCCGACCCUGAGCAGCUCAAGGAAGAGGAGGCCCAACGCCUGUCCCGCUUACAAGCAGAGCGGCAAGCGUCACUUCCCAGUGAGGACGAAAUCCAAGCACAGAUUGCCGACGUUGUUGCCCAGAUCACGGUGCAGAUGCACACAGAGCAAACAUUGUUCGGACAGACCAUUCAGGACGCAAAAAGCUUUUUCAAUGCGCUUGAUCAUGAUCGGACAGGAGCACUGGACAGGGGCGAGCUAAAGCAAGGCCUGAAACGUCUUGGAAUAGCUAUGCCAAGCUAUUUGUUGGAUGCCUUGCUGGUGAAAAUGGACACGAACCAAAACGGACUUAUCGAGAUGAAGGAGGUGCAACGCACGUUCCGUCCCGAGCCUCUUGACGAGAGCAAGGUCAAGGAGCUCCGUCGUCGGUCCAUCGAGCUGGGUCUCACACUGCGGGAAGCCAAUGCCGUGUCCCCUGAAGAGUUGCAAGAGCUUUUGGAAGGUGAUGACCUGGCAUCUCCGGCUUCAGGGGAUGCCAUCGCAGCGCAGCUCAAGCGAGAACUCCUGGAGAAAGAACGGCUUCUGGAGGAGGCCCGAAAGGAAAUCGAGCGGGAGAAGGCCCAGCGUGCCGCAGAGGCAGCAGAACGCCAAGCAGCCAAAGUGCUCGAAGAAGCCAAGGCAAAGGACGCCUUGGCAGAAGAACGCAAGGCCGAGGCUUUGGAGCGGGCGGCCAUGUGGAGGGAGGAGCAGGCUUUGCUUCGGGAGAAGCGGCUGCAGGAGAGGAAGGAGCUGGAGGAAAGGACUCGAAUGGAAGCUGAGGAGAUGCACAUGCGACGCAUUGUCCUGGAAAAGGAGAAGCGGCUGCGAGAGAAAGAGCAGCUGGCGAAGCGAAUAGAAGAAAUGGAGGAGCGACAACGGGAGAAGUAUGCAUCGAGGAUUCAAGCACUCUGGAGAGCAAAGAAAGUGCAACGCGCCAUCGAGGCACAGAAGAAAUUGGCGUUUGAACAGAGGAGACAAGGUCGUGUCGUCAGACAACUGGAACGAGUCCAAGCAAGGAAGCGAGUGGAGGAGCUCGAGAAGAGGAAGAAGGAAGGUGCAGCAGUCCUGAUUCAGAAGCUUCAGCGAGGUAGACUGGCUCGAAGGAACUACGACAAGGAGCGGCGUGUUGUGGAAAUGAAGAAGCAGAAAGAGGAGUUUGUGAAACGAAUUGAGUGGGCGGAGGAAAUAAAACGCAAACAGGCCGCCAUCAAGAUUCAGCGCAUGCGUCGCUCGCAGAUGGCGCGCCGUUCUGUCUUGGAAGAGAUCAGACGCCUGAAGCAAGAGAAGCUGGAGAGGAAGCGGCAGCUUGCGAUGGACAAGGCGAAGGAGAGAAUUGCCAUUGAGCAGAGGAUCAAGGAAAUGGCAGAGCGACGCAAGGCAAAGGCAGUGACGUCGAUUGCAAAAGUCUGGCGUGGCUACAAAGUCCGGGUCGAGACGGCGCGGAUCAAACAGGCCCGUGCGACAGCUGCGCGACUUCGGGAGCAGCAGCGCUUGGAGGCCAAGGCUUUGAGGAAGCGCGAGGAAAGGAUCGAGCAGCGGCGCCGGGCGGAGGCGGAGAGACGCCGGCAGGAGGACCUGGCUAAAAAGAUCGCAAGAGAUUUGGAAAGGAAAUGGCAAGACAAGGCCGCCAGAAAGAUUCAAGCAGCACGACGGGGUCAGCUCGAGAGGCGUCAGCAACUGCGUCUUAGAGAGCUUGAGAAGAAGAGGAAGGUGGCCGAACGAAACGAAAAGGAUCGGGCUCAGCGAGCCGUCCUGGCAGCUCAGCAGAAGGAUCAAAAAGCAAAGCAAUACAUGCGAGAGCGAGAGAUCCUUCGCAACAAGUGGGAGGAUUUAGAGGAAAAGAGACGUCAACAAAUCAUGGAGAAGAUCCAGGCCGUUGUGCGAGGAUUCAUGACCCGACGCAAAGAGAAGAAAGAGAAACAAAGGCGUCGUGAGGAGCGCGAUGCUGCAAGAAGGGGUCGCGAACUUCGUCGCAAGGAGGAAGAAGAUGCACGCAAGAGGGAGCAGCUCUUGAAGGACCUGGCAUGGAUCAACAAGAAAUUGAAGGAAAUGGAGGAGAAGCGCCGCUACCGCGCUGCCGUCCGCAUCCAGGCGUACAUCCGCGGCACUCUCUGCCGGUUCAGUUUCAGGAAGGAACUCAAGGAGAAGCGAGCCAACGAGGAGGCGGAAAGGAAGCGAAAGAAGGCGAUGUUGGAGGAGGCGAAGAGACAACGAAUUCAGAGGGAGGAAGCAGAACGCAAGGAAGCUCUGCGAAAAGAGAUCGCAGCCACGAAGAAGAAGCUCGAUGAGAUGAAGAUAAAGCGCCGUAAGGUUGCGGCGACGAAAGUUCAAGCCGUCCGGCGGGGCCAGCUGGCAAGGCGAGAGUAUCGCCGAUACAAGGAGGCAAAGCGGAAGGAGGAGGAAGAGAAGCAAAGGGAGGACAGAUGGCGCAAGGACCGGGAGAAGCAGAAGAAGGAGGAAGAUGCCUACUUUGAACGUGUUCGGGAGCAGGAGAAGAUCAGACAGCAGCGGAAGCGCGAAGUCGAGCACGCUCGCAAGCGAUACGAGCGAUUCCAGGAGUACCAGCUGACCAGGGCUGCUCUUAUGAUCCAAGCAGCACGCCGGCUGCAGCUGGCAAGGCGUAGAGUGGUUGAAGAAAUGAAGAAAAUCAGAGACAAGCUUGAAGCAGAACGGCAGGAGAGAAGACGGCAGAAGGCCAUUGAGAAGGCCAAGAUAGAGCGACGUCUAAAAGCAAUGGAAGAGAAGCGGCGCAAUGAUGCUGCCAUGGUGAUUCAGGCACGUCGUCGCCACCAAGUGCAAAAGCGAGCACUGAUCCUGGACAAGCAGCAGAGGGCCAUGGUGAAACGAAACCUUCGAGGAGCAGCCAUGAGGGAGCUCUUUGCUGAAGGAGAAGUGGCUGCUGCCGCAGCGGCCCCGGGGCCAUCGCAAGUGCCGGGACAGUGCCCCUCGCCAGGUGCAGCCGGACCGCCCUUCGGAGCGGCUCCGUGUCAGCUUCCCUUGGCCACACAGGCUGUGCCUCAAAUGGCCACCAACACUAGACCACUUGCGCAGUCCUACAGCCCAGUCCAAGCUGACGGAGCUACAUCUGCCCUGUCGGAGUUCGGGGAGAGCUAUUUUCCUGAGUUCGGUCGCAGCCCGGAACACACAUCUCAGCCGUCCCAGCUACCGGCCGCUUGUCCCUUCGGAGCCCAGGCCCAGCCUAUGCCAGCACACAUGACAGGAAACAUGCCAGGGACAGCAACCAGCUUUCAACAAAGCAUGGGCAUGCCGGGCAUGCCCAUGCAAGAGCAGACGCCUCCAGGCUACAGAUCUGGAGCUGUAUCGCAGGCAGAUCCUCGAAGUGCCCAGAUGAGCUUGCAAAGGCCAGGCCAGCGUUAUCUCUUGACAUGUUGCUGUGCCAGUGGGCCUGAUCCCCACUAG
Molecule: messenger RNA, 4371 nt
Organism: Symbiodinium sp. CCMP2592
Lineage: Eukaryota; Dinophyceae; Suessiales; Symbiodiniaceae
Source: the annotation of a GenBank genome assembly